Nicotiana tabacum (common tobacco) is the source of this 1609-nucleotide messenger RNA. Its product is annotated as actin-related protein 2. Lineage: Eukaryota; Viridiplantae; Streptophyta; Magnoliopsida; Solanales; Solanaceae. The record is from RefSeq and is a predicted model, not a curated record.
ACUCAAACGAAAAAUAUUUUUUUAACUUCCGGUAGCCGGAGCAAGUCCAUGACCAUUACCAACUAAAAGCUUUGAUCUUUGCUGUUAGAGCAAGCACAAAAAACUUAAAGGAAAAUCGAGUCCAUGAUUGAUCCAACUGAAUAGCUACAAGAUGGACAGUAGGAACGUCGUCGUUUGCGACAACGGCACCGGGUAUGUCAAGUGUGGCUUUGCGGGUGAGAAUUUUCCCACAUCUGUAUUCCCUUGUGUUGUGGGGAGGCCAAUGCUAAGGUACGAAGAAUCACUUAUGGAACAAGACUUGAAGGAUACUAUUGUGGGAGAUGAUUGCUUGAAGUUGCGGCAUCAGUUGGAUAUAUCUUAUCCUGUCAACAAUGGAAUUGUGCAAAACUGGGAUGAUAUGGGGCAUGUGUGGGAUCAUGCAUUUUUCAACGAACUGAAGGUAGAUCCGACAGAAUGCAAAAUUCUGCUGACAGAUCCACCUCUCAAUCCUUCGAAAAAUCGUGAAAAGAUGGUAGAAACUAUGUUUGAGAAGUACAACUUUGCCGGGGUCUUCAUCCAAAUUCAAGCUGUUCUAACACUGUAUGCUCAAGGUUUGUUGACUGGGCUAGUCAUAGACUCUGGUGAUGGAGUUACGCAUGUUGUUCCUGUUGUUGAUGGAUACUCAUUCCCUCACCUCACAAAAAGAAUGAAUGUAGCGGGGCGCCAUAUAACUUCUUAUCUGGUUGAUUUGCUACUUCGAAGAGGGUAUGCAAUGAAUAAGAGUGCUGAUUUUGAGACCGUCAGGGAUAUUAAAGAAAAGCUGUGCUACAUUAGUUAUGAUUACAAGAGAGAAUAUCAGUUAGGGCUUGAGACUACUAUUCUUGUUAAGAAUUAUACUCUUCCAGAUGGGAGGGUACUUAAAGUUGGCACAGAGAGGUUCCAGGCACCUGAGGCUCUUUUUACUCCAGAUCUUAUUGAUGUUGAAGGUGAUGGCAUGGCAGACAUGGUAUUUCGUUGCAUCCAGGAGAUGGAUAUUGAUAACAGGAUGAUGCUCUACCAACAUAUUGUUUUGAGUGGCGGAAGUACUAUGUAUCCUGGCUUACCUAGUCGCCUUGAGAAAGAAAUUUUGGACCGCUAUCUUGAUGUUGUUUUGAAGGGGAACAAAGAUGGUUUGAAGAAAUUGCGCUUACGAAUAGAAGAUCCACCAAGAAGAAAGCAUAUGGUGUACCUUGGAGGUGCGGUUCUGGCAGGAAUUAUGAAGGAUGCCCCUGAGUUUUGGAUCAAUAGACAAGAUUAUUUAGAAGAGGGAGUUGCUUGCUUAAGCAAGUGUGGCCAGGCAUGAUUUUUACACGUCCAUCACUUGUUUAAGCUUUAUCUUUCCAAAGAAAAGCUUGGAAUUUACAGAUCAAGGCACGCUGAAAAUUGGUUGACGUAUCAAGGUCGCAAUGACUGGCAUUCAAUGAAGAAGCUCUUAUACUGUAUUUACCUCCAAAAUUCUCUAGAAUUAACUGGAAAAAAUGUCAUAUUUGAAUGUUUUUACUGCAUCUGCAGUUUAUCUGAGUUGAGCGGGGGAUUCUUUAAGGCUUGAAUUUGUACAGUCGAUAUUGAAAUACUACAACAGCAACAACAA